This is a messenger RNA of Nasonia vitripennis (jewel wasp), 1133 nucleotides long. RefSeq lists its product as uncharacterized. The record is from RefSeq and is a predicted model, not a curated record. The transcript has 3 exons. NCBI's taxonomy places the organism in Eukaryota, Metazoa, Arthropoda, Insecta, Hymenoptera, Pteromalidae. The coding region runs from base 541 to 1053 and encodes 170 amino acids.
AUAAACGGUCAAACACUAUAUAGGUACACAUGCGAAUAUCUUAGAGCAAUACCAGAAAUGCACUAAUUCAAUGUCAUAUAUUACGAGGAAACUCGUGGCGUCAGGCAAAUGCAGUCGAGCCCCUCUGGCGCUGUGUCAAGCACGACAUCGAAAUUUCGAUCGUUAAGAUAAUUGCGAACAUUCUGUAAAUUGAUCGCGUAUAAUAUUACGAUUCCAGCGGUUAACGCUAAUUAUUCCCACUUUGCGCUAUCACGAUGUGCGACUAAUUUUAUUGAAGCAAUAAUACACCUGUAUAACAUUAUACUGAGAAAAGAGGCUCUACUAUAUGGUAAUGAAAGAAUUUCAAACACAACAAUAGCUGUGUGUGUGGUCAGUCGAGUUAUACAAUGAAAACAAGAGACAUCUAUCGAUGAUCUAUUCAAUUCUUCAUCAAAGUCAAUAUAACGUACACAACCUUUGUCGCAGCGUGACUGAUAAUCGCUUGUGCAUAAUACACUUACUCGAUUCUAUUCUUAAAACUACUACACUGCAAAGUACGCCAUGAAGCCAAUCAUCAGUAUAGUCGACAAAAAAUUCUAUGAAAUUCCAGCCGAUAUGAUUCUCGCAUCCGAAGGGCCCUACCAACGCAGCAUCAAGCAAAUGGUGCAAAGCUCUCCGCUCCGAUUUUACGGACUGGAGCAAGAACGAGUGGAUCUGAUCCAGUUGAGAAAAGAUUUGAUAUACUGGCUCGAUUCUUUGGAGGACUUUUUCGACGGUAACUAUCUCACCUGGCACUUCCCGGCACGAUUGCUGAAGCUUCGAAAUUCCGAGCAGAGCUUGCAGGAGUUGAAGACGAGAUACAUCGGCAAAGAAAGUUUGAAGCAUUCACCUCGUAAAAACGAUAUCAACUUGCAGUUAUCUUUUAAGGAGAUGAGAUCGCGAGUGGCUAAGUUUGUAAAGGAGCUGCGAGAUUUUUGGAUAGUCGCUAGCAUAAAAUACGCUGAGAGCGUAGCGAAGAGUACGGAUAGUUUGAAGCAGAGAAGGUUGCGCUGCUGUGGUCUGAUUGAUUUGUAAUUCUUGUACGAGCUAUCGAUUGAAUUGUAAAUUAUUCCUGUUGAUGCAAUCAAUAAAGAUGACUGACUUUUUCAUCAAAA